Cynara cardunculus var. scolymus (artichoke) is the source of this 1860-nucleotide messenger RNA. Its product is annotated as NADP-dependent glyceraldehyde-3-phosphate dehydrogenase. Lineage: Eukaryota; Viridiplantae; Streptophyta; Magnoliopsida; Asterales; Asteraceae. Bases 137 to 1627 code for a protein of 496 amino acids. The record is from RefSeq and is a predicted model, not a curated record. The transcript has 9 exons. Gene Ontology annotation, molecular function: lactaldehyde dehydrogenase (NAD+) activity.
CCAUUCAUUCAUUCAUAUCAUCCAUUCCAUCCCACACUCAUUCAGCAGCUACUCUCUCUCUCUCUCACACACACAAACACACAGUAGGCUUAAGAAGAUAAGGGUAGAGAGAGAGAAAGCUUGAUCAUAUCUAUCAAUGGCAGGAACUGGAGUUUUUGAAGACAUAAUUGAAGGAGAUGUGUUCAAAUACUACACUGAUGGAGAAUGGAAGAAAUCUGCUUCUGGCAAAUCUGUUGCCAUUAUUAACCCCACCACCAGAACCACUCAGUACAAGGUUCAAGCAUGUACACAAGAAGAGGUGAACAAGGUGAUGGAAUCGGCGAAAAUUGCUCAAAAGCAAUGGGCCAAAACACCGCUUUGGAAGCGAGCCGAGCUUCUUCACAAGGCGGCCGCUAUUUUGAAAGAGCAUAAGGCUCCCAUCGCCGAGUGCCUAGUUAAGGAGAUCGCAAAACCAGCCAAGGACUCGGUCACUGAGGUCGUUCGAUCAGGCGAUCUCAUUUCGUAUUGUGCCGAAGAAGGGGUUAGGAUUCUAGGAGAAGGCAAGUUCUUGGUUUCUGAUAGUUUUCCAGGCAAUGAGAGGACUAAAUACUGCCUCUCUUCAAAGAUUCCGCUCGGAGUUGUCUUGGCCAUACCCCCCUUCAACUAUCCCGUCAACCUUGCCGUCUCAAAAAUCGGCCCUGCACUUAUCGCCGGAAAUUCUCUAGUUCUCAAGCCUCCAACUCAGGGUGCAGUGGCUUGCCUUCAUAUGGUGCAAUGCUUUCACUUGGCUGGCUUUCCUAAGGGCCUAAUCAGCUGUGUCACCGGAAAAGGGUCGGAGAUCGGAGAUUUUCUAACUAUGCAUCCCGGAGUUAACUGUAUUAGCUUCACCGGCGGUGACACCGGAGUUGCGAUCUCCAAGAAAGCCGGCAUGGUGCCGCUUCAGAUGGAGCUCGGAGGAAAAGACGCUUGUAUCGUCCUCGAGGAUGCCGAUCUCGAUUUGGUGGCGGCAAAUAUCAUCAAAGGAGGUUUUUCUUAUAGUGGCCAGAGAUGCACUGCGGUUAAGGUUGUUUUGGUGAUGGAGUCGGUUGCGGAUGCGCUAGUCGAAAAAGUGAACGCCAAGGUAGCAAAGCUAAAGGUGGGCCCACCUGAGGACAAUUGUGACAUUACUCCAGUUGUAUCUGAGUCGUCAGCGAAUUUUAUCGAGGGGUUGGCUAAGGAUGCGAAGGCAAAAGGAGCGACGUUUUGCCAGGAGUACAAGCGCGAGGGCAAUCUCGUUUGGCCAUUGUUGCUUGACAACGUCCGACCCGACAUGAGAAUCGCAUGGGAGGAACCGUUCGGCCCCAUCGUACCCGUUAUCAGGAUCAACUCCAUCGAAGAAGGGAUCCACCAUUGCAAUGCCAGCAAUUUCGGCCUCCAGGGAUGUGUCUUCACUAAGGACAUAAACAAAGCGAUCUUGAUUAGUGACGCAAUGGAAACUGGAACUGUCCAGAUUAACUCCGCACCUGCUCGUGGCCCUGAUCAUUUCCCUUUUCAGGGUUUGAAGGAUAGUGGCAUCGGAUCCCAAGGAAUCACAAACAGUAUCAAUAUGAUGACGAAAAUCAAGAGUACUGUGAUCAACUUACCAACCCCAAGUUACACCAUGGGCUAGUAGUACUGUAUGCAUCUAAGGUGUUUGACGAAAUGAAUAAGGAAAAACACUGCUAGUAUAUAUUAAGGCUUCUUUGGUCUUGAUAUAUGGUCAAAUAAUGUUUAGUACUGCUGAAAAUGGUGAAUGGUACUUUAUGCAUUAAUGAGUUGUACUUUUUCAAUAGAAUGAAUGAUUUUUGUAGAUGCAAGUGUUGUUGACGACAUAAAUCAACGAGCGUUUGGAGUUUGUUAUGA